AUGGGAGACGAAGAUGCAAUUGUCCUCGCUGCGUGCUCCGCCGUGGCACAGGCUGUGGCUUUGUAUGCAGACAGUUGCGAACCAGGACCUCCUGCUGGCAAGAAGAACCGUUUUACCGUCACCACUCUGCGCUUCGAGUCGAUGCUUCAAUCAUCAGCCUAUUCAAGCUGGUUCGAGACCAAUCUGCGCUGUACGAGAUCCACCUUCUUCCGUAUAGCUAGCUUUCUACAAGAUCAUGGGGUCGCUUUCGCACAAGCUAAGGUCAAGUAG
Phytophthora sojae is the source of this 270-nucleotide messenger RNA. RefSeq lists its product as hypothetical. The record is from RefSeq and is a predicted model, not a curated record. Bases 1 to 270 code for a protein of 89 amino acids. NCBI's taxonomy places the organism in Eukaryota, Oomycota, Peronosporomycetes, Peronosporales, Peronosporaceae. The transcript has a single exon.